AUGGGCGAGUGAAAGAAACGGCUCCGGCAAAAUCAUUAAAAAUUAAUUAAUUAACCGCAAAUCAGCGCUCCAAAAGUUUACAAACAACUCGGUAUUAAAAGUAAUUAACGCGUGCGGUUAUUAGAGGACUCGAAAAUCGUUAAAUUCCCAGGAUUUGUGUGUUUUUCCACUCGCCGCAGCAGCAUAUGUACACACACACACGCGCACCCCCGCCCCAAACACACACACACACACUCGGAUAUAUAUAUAUAAUAUUAUAAUUAAAGUUGUGUUUUAAAGUGUGUGCGUAAAGUGCAAUAGCCCAGUGGAAAGUGGAAGUGAAAUAGAGUGUGGUGUUCCAGGAGUUCCAGGAGUUUUGAGUGUCGUCUUAACACACAUGUCUUCCCAUUUGCUUCUGGCUUUUCCAAGGGCUGGGACUAAGGGUUAAGGAUUGCGGAUUGAGGAUAAGGACACACGGAUAGCGGAUAAGGAUACGGAUAAGGAGUGCCAGGCGGAGAAUCAGGAGGAAUAUAGGAGUUGUCCAAUCGCUUCGUCUCCGCAAUUAUGCAUUGGCUAGAGGCGAUUUGCAGCAAGCUUAGAGUGCCAGCAGCGAGCAGCUGCAACACAUAACCACCACCAAACGAUCACCAUCAAAAAAAGACUUCUUCAUCAAACUCCAAGUCCACCACCAACAACAACAACAACCUCUUGCCUCCAGGAGCAGUCCCUACCAGGAGCAGUCCCAGCUGGAGGAGCAGGAAUCCCCCCGCGGCGGAGGAGCAGCCAGUCUGGAAUGUUGGAACACCCCCAGCGAUUUGUGCGCAACAUCCCCGACUCCUCAGCCAGUUCGCAGCAGUAUUCGCAGCAGCAUCCGCCACAGCUGCCGCAGCACCAGAAUCUGAAUCUGAAUCUUAAUCAGAAUCAGAAUCUGAGUCAGAAUCAAAAUCUGAAUCAGAACAACCAGAUCUACCAGUACCGUCCCCAGGUGCCAGUGCCCGUGCCAGGAUCACCUGCCCACCAUCAGCGGCACUCGUCGCUCUCCCAGCAACAACAACAACAACAACAGCAGCUACAUCACCACCGCACCCUGUCCACCGCCUCCUCCUGCAGCGCCCAGCACAAAAGUGUGACCUUCGGACAGCCAGCGCUCGACUGCGGCGGCAACGGCAGCGCCAACGGAAGCGGUAGCGGCAACUCCUCCAGUGGCAGUGCCGCCGGCAACGCUGGAACCCAACCAAUGGCGGGCAACAUGAAGCACGGCAAAUCUCAGGAAGACGUCUGCUACGUGGUAGCCAAGUACGAUUAUGCAGCGCAGGGUGCCCAGGAGCUGGAUCUGCGCAAGAACGAGCGCUAUCUGCUGCUGGACGACUCGAAGCACUGGUGGCGCGUCCAGAACAGCCGCAACCAGUCCGGCUACGUGCCCAGCAACUAUGUGAAGAAGGAGAAGCCCUCGCUCUUCGACAGCAUCAAGAAAAAGGUGAAAAAGGGCUCCGGAUCAAAGACGCUGCCCAAUUGUUCGCCCUCGCGCCAGAUCGAGAGUCCAACCAUGUCGCGCCGACUGCCCCCAGAUCCCGCCGAGGCCAUCGGUUCGGCCGUGGUCAAGUACAACUACCAGGCCCAGCAGCCCGACGAACUAUCGCUGACCAAGGGCACGCGCAUCCUCAUCCUGGAGAAGUCCAACGACGGCUGGUGGCGUGGUCAGAGCGGCAACUCCGUCGGCUGGUUUCCCAGCAACUAUACCACGGAGGAUUGUGAUAACGACGGCGAGAUCCACACCUACGCCAUGGCCGAGAACGUGCUCGAUAUUGUGGUCGCCCUAUACAGCUUCACGUCGAACAAUGACCAGGAGCUGUCGUUCGAGAAGGGCGAUCGGUUGGAGAUCGUGGAUCGGCCCGCCUCCGAUCCGGACUGGUACAAAGCUCGCAACAACCAGGGCCAAGUCGGUUUAGUUCCACGCAAUUAUCUCCAAGAGUUGAACGACUACCUGGCCACGCCCUAUCGCAAUACGAGUGCCAGCGCCGGAAACGGGAAUGGAGGAGGUAGCAAUGGCGGAGCAGGAGGCGGCGGUGGAGGAGGAGGAGGCGGCGGAAGCGAUUCCAUGGAGCGACGCAAUGAGGGCAAUAAGCCGGCGGCGCAAUCCUCUGGCCAGCCAAUUGAACGGCCAAAUCUGGCGGGCAAGUCGUGGUAUUAUGGAGCCAUCACCCGAAGCCAGUGCGACACGGUGCUCAAUGGCCACGGGCACGAUGGCGAUUUCCUCAUUAGAGACAGUGAGACUAACAUGGGCGACUAUUCGGUUUCGUUGAAGGCCCCCGGACGCAACAAGCACUUCCGCGUGCACGUGGAGCAGAACAUGUACUGCAUCGGGCAGCGGAAGUUCCACUCGCUGGACCAACUGGUCGACCACUACCAAAGAGCGCCCAUCUACACGAACAAGCAGGGCGAGAAGCUGUAUCUGGUGCGAUCCCUGCCGAAGGCCAAUGGCACGUAAACAGAGUUCCGGGCGGAAUCCAGUGCGGCGGAAUCUCAGCAACCAGCAUCCAGCAUCCAUAUUACCCGUAUUCAAUCAGCAACACACAUAUGCAACACAAAAUGAUAUACCAAGGCUAUCUUGUAGGCAGCUCAGCGCAGCGCAUCGCGACGUGUAGUUCAAUGUAGUUCGGUUCGGAUAUUCAGUUAUGGACACUCAGUACAGUACUCAGUUUUGGAUUAGAUCUGACCAGCGUGUGUAUAUAGAUCGGUUGGUUUAAACGCGACCCGUACAUAUAUAGCCACGGACAAACACAAAUGACCUUUUUGUACUUUUAUAUAAUUGAAUUAACUAAAUUACCGCUUAAUUAUCGCAUUGGCUAAAAGUAAAGAACCCAUCAUUGCAUUCGAUUCGAUUUGAGCAAUUCUAGAUGUCAACAUGCAAUACCAUUUACAUAUUUACAUACCAUACAUGUGCACAUAUUAUACUAUAUUCUAAAGCAAAGUUGUAGCAGACUAAAAUGUACACAGAGAAGAGAAUGAGGCCGCUUUUAAUCAGAAUCACAACACUCGAACAUGUAAUAUGAGAUAUGAGAUAUGAUAUGAUAUGAUACGAUGUCUAUUAUCCAUGCGUUAACCAUAAGCACAUACUGUAUUUCGUGUAUGUACUGUACAUACAUGGGUGAGACACAUCCUGAUCCUGGAUCCAGGACACUCAACCCACAAACACAGCCAGAGUGAGGAAUACGCGCUCCUACAGUCAUUUUUGUUAUUUAUCCAUUUAAUUAUCGACUACGAUAUAACCACGCAAAAAAACAAAAACAAAUACAAUUGAUAUCUCCGGGCGGAGUCAGUCUGCCGCCGCAUAAUUAUAAACAUAUUUAUAAUUAUAACAUAUUCGUUUGCUGGCGUGGAGGAGGAGGAAAAGUGGGUGGCGACUUAUACGCGUAUAAGCCAUAAUGUACAGUUGAUGCAAUGCUAACCUAGGCACUUUUUCAUCUCUAGAUAUACGUGUACUCUUAUUUACGAUUACGAUUACGAGAGAGAGAUAGUAGAACGCAGCGAUUCCAGCUUUAACUUUUGUUUAAUUGCUAUUAUUUGUUUUCCUACGUUUACCAUUACGAUUAUUAUUUUGUUUUUAUUUAGCUCUAGGAAAGAAAUUAGCGAAGGAACGUAAAUGAAACGAAACGAUAGGGAGAAGUAAAAUGUGGCUGCCAGUUAAAUGACUUUCAACUUUUCUUUCAUACGCGAAUUUUUAAAUUAUAAAUCUAUAUUAUACGAGUACGUAACAUAAAACUUAAAUAAUUUAUAGUAAUUUAAACGAUUGCUAAACAACCAACUAGUACUAAAGACGAAGAGAACAAACUAGAAAUUAUACCGAAACGGAAAUGAAUAAAAAUACAUUCAAAUAAAACAUAAA
Drosophila gunungcola (fruit fly) is the source of this 3865-nucleotide messenger RNA. RefSeq names its product cytoplasmic protein NCK1 (gene dock). NCBI's taxonomy places the organism in Eukaryota, Metazoa, Arthropoda, Insecta, Diptera, Drosophilidae. Gene Ontology annotation, molecular function: protein binding. The record is from RefSeq and is a predicted model, not a curated record.